Vigna angularis (adzuki bean) is the source of this 926-nucleotide messenger RNA. Its product is annotated as plant cysteine oxidase 3. NCBI's taxonomy places the organism in Eukaryota, Viridiplantae, Streptophyta, Magnoliopsida, Fabales, Fabaceae. The transcript is spliced from 6 exons. Bases 152 to 865 code for a protein of 237 amino acids. Gene Ontology annotation, molecular function: oxidoreductase activity, acting on single donors with incorporation of molecular oxygen, incorporation of two atoms of oxygen. The record is from RefSeq and is a predicted model, not a curated record.
UUUAGAAGUUGACUGUUUGGAACUUCCGCCCCCAGCUUGACCUAGUUGUAUAAUAAAUAACACUUCCUCAAAAGGGAAGAAAGUGAGAUAAAAGAUGCACACCCACUGAAUUAUAAUACUGCCAACUAAGGCUAAACUCCACCCUGAAACAAUGGAAAAGAGCAAAAUUCAAAUGCUUUAUGAUGCUUCUCAUGCCCUGUUCUCUCAAAAGGAGCUUCCAACUUUUCAACAAAUCCAUUAUGUAAAAGAUUUGCUAGACAAGAUUGAAGCUAUGGAUUUGGGAAUCGACGAGUUGGGGAUGUGUGAUUCUCCUUUGUCAGAUGCAAGUGGUGAUAGCAGCAAGGGACUGGUUUGUGGACAAAGUUUCUCUGAGAUUACAUACAUUCACAUUCAUGAAUGUGACAAUUUCUCUAUGGGUGUGUUCUGUCUUCCAGCAGGAAAAGUAUUUCCUCUUCAUGAUCACCCAGAAAUGACAGUGUUGAGUAAGCUGUUGUAUGGUUCUGCUUAUGUUAAAGCUUAUGACUGGAUUGCAUUGGAUUGUUCCGGAACCCAAACUGUAGGAUUAGGUGGGAAGGUUGUGGAUGAAGUAAUGAAAACACCACAUGAGCCAUCGAUAUUGUUUCCAAGAAGUGGUGGCAAUAUUCAUUCUUUCACAGCGUUGACACCUUGUGCAAUACUAGAUGUGCUUUCUCCACCAUAUUCUGAAGACUUUGGAAGACCCUCCACUUACUUUUCAGAUAUUCCUAUUCCUUCUCUUCAUGGUUAUGCUAUACUUGAGGAGAGAUCCGUUCCUAGUGACCUAGUUGUUCGAGGAGCACCAUAUAUUGGACCUCCAAUUGUAACAGUGAACCAAUACCAAUUUUGAUAACAAGUGUACAUCUUCCUAUGACUAAAUUUAAAUAUAUUAAUCAGCGUUUGAUUUAUAA